Messenger RNA from Caenorhabditis briggsae, 552 nucleotides. The transcript is spliced from 4 exons. Bases 1 to 552 code for a protein of 183 amino acids. Gene Ontology annotation, molecular function: serine-type endopeptidase inhibitor activity. NCBI's taxonomy places the organism in Eukaryota, Metazoa, Nematoda, Chromadorea, Rhabditida, Rhabditidae. The record is from RefSeq and is a predicted model, not a curated record.
AUGCAUUCUCUUCUCUUAUUUUUUGCCCUCGUCGCAGGAAUUUCCGCUUACUCAAUCACUCUUCCGAAGCAAUGCGAACUCCCAUUGGAUAUGGGAAUAUCGCCAUGUAAAGGUGGAAAGAAGGAGAUUAGAUAUCAUUUCGACACCAAAGCUUUUAUCCCUCUUGCCUUUGAAUACACUGGAUGUGGAGGUAACGAGAACAGCUUUAAGAGCGAAGGAGAGUGCCGUAACUUUUGUCUUGGAAUUGAUUUCAACAGUUGUGCAGCUGGAAGCAAGCCUUUCCCAAAACCAGAAACUUGUCAGGAAGAUAAAGAUUGCGGACCAAAGGGAAAAUGCACUUGGGGAAAUGGUUUCAAGAUUUGUUGUGAUAAGAAGAUAACGGAGAAGUUCGAAGCUGAUUGGGAACCAAAGUGUCCAAGGGGAAAGAUGGCUGUGAAAGUCCAACAGGGAGGUAUCCCGUUGCUUGUGGUUGGAAAGACUUGCAAAUCGAAAUUCUGUCCAGCUGGAGCUACUUGUGUUGAAGGAAAUUAUUUUGCUAGUUGCUGCAAAUAA